UACAAUUUCAUUUAUUUUAAUAUCCUUUAUUAAUCCCACGAGGGCAAAUUUGCAGUUUUUGCACAUCCCGGUUGGGGUCAGAACACAGGGUCAGCCAUGGUACAGCACCCCUGGAGCAGGAAGGGGUAAGGGCCUUGCUCAAGGGCCCGACAGCGGCCGCAUUGGGGUUUAAACCUGUGACCUUUAGAUCAGUAGUCCAAAAACUUAACCGUUGCACCACCACUGCCCCUUUAGCAGAAGCUUUUAUCCAUAGCGACGUACAUCUGAGAGGAGAUACAACACAAGCAAGGAUCUAGUCAGGAGAAAUCAACCUGGAUAAGUGCCAUAAAACAAAUUCAGGUGUGAUAUCAGGACCAUGAUGCCUACAGGCAGUGCGGAUGUAGCAAAUUUGUUUAUUUUUGCUUUCUGUCAGGUGCAGAGGUGUUCAGCGAAGAGCUGGGUUUUUGGUCUUUUCUUUAAGACUGAGAGACUCUGCAGAUCAAACAGCAUUUGUUAACUCGUUCCACCACCGGGGAACCACAGAGGAGAAGAGUCUAGCUAUCGACUGACCCUCUGGUGGUGGUUGCUUCAGGAGCCUUUUGUUGGCCGAGCGUAGUGAGCAGGAGGGAGUGUAGACCUGAAUGAGAGAGUUCAGUUGGCUCAUAGUGGCAGCAGGUUAAGCAGGUCACUCCAGACGUCCUUCUCCCCAGCAACAUUUUCCUGGGUCUACUCCUGGGUCAGCUCACACUCCCACCUUUGAAAGGAAGGUUUCUCAUAUUCAAGGACAGAAUCUCAAGGUGCAGUCAGGGUGAGGAGGGACCACAGAGUUAUGUUGGGGUCACGAGUGAUGAGAACACAGAGCAUGAGAUGGACAGAGAUUGGUGAUGGGAGGGAGCUUUGAAAAGAGCCAGCUGAGGUGGUUUGGGCAUCUGACUAGGAUGGCUCCUGGGUACCUUCCUUACUCAUAUGAAGUGCGACUUUUUAAAUUAAUAAAAUACUUAAAAUAAUUUUUGCAUUUCUUAUUUUCUUCUUGCAGAAAUUAGUUCAGAUUUUUCCUAAAAAAGUGUUGAAAGUAAAUAUUGUGCACCUUGUUUAAAAAACUGAUAAUCAGCAGCAAUAUUUGGCUCGUAUAUUGGUCAAGGGGCUGCACAGUGGCUCAGUGGUUAGCACUGUUGCCUUGCAGCUAGAAGAUUCCUGGUUCGCGAUCUUUCUGCAUGGAGUCUGCAUGUUCUCCUUGUGCAUAUAUGGGUUUUCUCCAGGUACUCCGGCUUAAUCUCACAGUCCAAAAACAUGCUCAGGUUAAUUAGUGAUUCUGAAUUGUCUGUAUGUGUGAAUGUGAGUGUGAUUGUUCAUCUCUGUAUGUAGCCCUGUGAUAGUCUGGUGACUAUCUGGUGACAGGGUGUUUCUAAAGUCAGCUGGGAUAGACUCCAGCAGUGUGUAGAUAAUGGAUGGAUGGAUAUGUUGGUCAAACCUAGAAACAAAAACUGGGAAAACAGUUUCAAAAAUUAUUCACCAGCAUUCAAUCCUUAAUAUACCCUUUCUUAAAUUACAGCAAAUAUAUAAAACAUUAUUUAUUUAUUCUUGCUCAUUUAAAUAUAUACAAAAAUUGUAAUUAUAUAGUCAAAUUGUUGUAAAGGAACAAAUUACCAUUCAUAAAAGAAUACAUUUUUGUUUUGGACAUUUUUUCUUACAGUUUUGGCCUGUUCUUUUUUUUUUUUUAAUGUAAUUAAUACCCAUUUUCUGUGAUUUUGCUUGAUAUUAUCUGGAGUUUAACAAAAUGGGGAAUCUGUACAAUAGCAGUCAGUAAAAUAUUCCUAAAAUUACAGUUAAAAACAGUUUAAACGCAUUGAUUUUUUUAAAACUAUAUAUUGAGGUCAUUUGACUGCCCCUCCAGCAGAUUGUGCAGCUCAGAUGAAGAUGAAUUUGAAACUCUGUGUAGUUCAUAUUACCUUCUGAUCGUCCUCAUCUGGACUCACUGAGGAUUUUCCUCUAGCAGGGCUGGGGAAGAAUAAACGCAGACUGAAUCCAUGGGGGGUUGUGGCUCACUUGAUGCAGAAGGACAGGAAGCGCACUGUUUUGCUUUUACGUCGGCGUAUAAAAAACCCCAUCUCGCAGCUGAUCUGUCCCUUUAAAGAAGCUCCAGCAGCGAGUCGCUGGGAAACGGAGGUUGUGUUCACAUCGCUCGAUUGUCUUCUAUUCUGUGCCACAGUUAUGUCCGCUUUCAUAAUGGAAAUGGGUUAAUGAAGAAGAAUUAGUUGUUGGUGAUGCAGGAGGAUCUUUGAUUGUGAGCUGGAGCGAAGGUUGGUUUUUUUUCUAUAUUUGGGCCAUAUGGAGCCGAAAUCGCUCAAUUUCAAGGACGUGCACUUGAUCAUGUUUUUCCAUCCGGCGGCUGAUUUGUAUUGAAAACCUGCACUACGACGCGGAUUGUGGUGUUGUUUCAGAAAAGGACAGGCUGCACAAAACAUGCGUUUUUCUGCGCGUAAUGCUGGUGUCGGCUGCGGCGCAUGGCGGUGGGCUGCUGUGAGGAUGUGAUCAGACAGGGAUCUCCGCUUUCUCGCUCCGCUGCCUCCACACAGAGUCGCUCAUGAUGCCCAGGGCUCUGCGGAGACUGGUCCAUUUGAUGCUGUUCUGCCCUCUGUCCAAAGGCCUGCAGAGUCGUCUCCCAGCCAUUAAGGUGAAGUACCUCCUCCUGGCAUGGCUGGGCAUCCUCAUCGCCAGCUGGAUCCUUUACAUGCAGUACGCCUCUUACUCCGAACUCUGCCGAGGGCAUGUUUGCCAAAUGAUCAUUUGUGAUCACUACAGGAGGGGCAUAAUAUCAGGCUCGUCUUGCAAGGCAUUGUGUGAUCAGAGAAGUCUGACCCUGCAGCGCUGCAUGUCCACCUCCUCUACACACCAGGUGUACAUUGGACUGUGGAAGGAGAGGCCUGUUGUGAUCAAGUGCAGCAUUGAGGAUCCAGUGAAAAUUGAUGGAGCUCCAGACUCUGUACUGCGGCAGGAGAUGAGCUUAUUUGACAAACCCACUCGUGGGACCUCUAUGGAUGAAUUUAAAGAGAUGCUGCACAGUUUCCUCAAGGCUAACCUCGGUGAACAGCCAUCCUUGAGCACCUUGGUGGACAGGGUCAUUACUCUUGCUGACAUCAACCAGGACGGCAAAGUGUCUCUUGCAGAGGCCAAGUCUAUCUGGGCUCUCCUCCAGAUCAACGAGUUCCUCCUGAUGGUGGCGCUGCAGGAGAAGGAGCACACUCCAAAGCUGCUGGGCUUCUGUGGAGACUUGUACGUGACAGAACGCGUGGGCCACAGCUCCCUCUACAGGCUGGAGGUGCCCCAUUACCUGCAGGCUCUCGUCCCAGAGGCCCUGAGCUCCAGCCUGAACCACUGGCUGGCCCCAGCCUGGCCCCGCAGGGCUCGCAUCACCAUCGGCCUGCUGGAGUUCGUGGAAGAGGUUUUCCACGGGUCUUAUGGGAGUUUCCUAAUAUGCGAUGCCAAUCCUCACCACGUGGGCUACAAUGCAAAGUACGACUGCAAGAUGGCCAACCUGCGCAGCGUGGCGUCAGAGGCUGUGGUGCGAGGAUUCCUGAAGGGACGGCGGUGUGAGACCAACGCCGACUGCACUUACGGCCGGGACUGCACGGCUACAUGUGACCGGCUGGUGAAGCAGUGUAAUACUGAGGUUGUGCAGCCCAAUCUGGCAAAAGUGUGUGUGCUCUUGCAGGAUUUUCUGCUCUUUGGCGCACCUUCGGACCUCCGUGGGGAUCUGGAGAAGCAGCUACGCACCUGCGUGACACUCAGCGGUUUGGCAAGUCAAAUGGAAGUCCACCACUCACUAGUCCUUAACAACCUAAAGACAUUACUGUGGAAGAAGAUCUCUAACACUCAGUACUCCUGAAAACAUUAUCCAACCUCCUCCUCUAGAAUAUGAGUGAAUAAUUACAUAAACAUGGACGAUUUUUUGCUUAUGAAGCGUUGCCAAAUGUUUUAGAGACUUGUGGUUAUUCAUGUAUUUCUGCUCUUCACUGGCUGUGAACAACAAGAAAACUGUGAACUGUUACAUACACAAUGUGAAACAGGAGAUCAAGCAGGCUUAAAACUCUUACAGUCUAUUAUAAGCCCCAUCGUGUUUCUGUUUUUCAAUGCAUUCUGUUGACAAGAACAUCCAUCUGUUUGCACACAAUAUUCUCAGGACACUGCCUAUGACUUUAUUUGUAAAGUUAUGUAUGUAAAUAAUUAGUUUUUAAAAUAUAGCAACCAACAUAUUGAAUUAUUUUGGGUUUCAGAGAAUACCCUUGUUUGUCCCCAGUAGAGACACUGUGAUGGGAUGUGAUAGUUUUUGUACAACUGUAAAUACUAGUAGAACAUUGCUGUUUUCUAUGUAUGAAUUAAUUAGUAUAUGAAACAGAGUUGAUACACAGUAACGAUGGAAUAAUGGACACACACCGUAACACUGAAAUGUCUCCGCUGGUGUUGAUCUGAUAAUGAUAAUGUAUUCAAACUGGACUGGAGAUGUACAUCCGCAACACAAGAUUAAACCUGAAUGAACUUCUUAUCUAUGAAUAAACUUAAGUUGGUUCAGAGUA
Messenger RNA from Amphiprion ocellaris (clown anemonefish), 4553 nucleotides. RefSeq names its product divergent protein kinase domain 1B (gene dipk1b). Lineage: Eukaryota; Metazoa; Chordata; Actinopteri; Pomacentridae. The record is from RefSeq and is a predicted model, not a curated record. The coding region runs from base 2564 to 3865 and encodes 433 amino acids. The transcript has 6 exons.